Messenger RNA from Coccomyxa subellipsoidea C-169, 2703 nucleotides. Its product is annotated as omega-3 fatty acid desaturase. Bases 97 to 1362 code for a protein of 421 amino acids. The record is from RefSeq and is a predicted model, not a curated record. Gene Ontology annotation, biological process: lipid metabolic process. Lineage: Eukaryota; Viridiplantae; Chlorophyta; Trebouxiophyceae; Coccomyxaceae. The transcript is spliced from 8 exons. Gene Ontology annotation, molecular function: oxidoreductase activity, acting on paired donors, with oxidation of a pair of donors resulting in the reduction of molecular oxygen to two molecules of water.
GCAAACACCGCCACCAAAGAGUCUGCACCAGAGCCCAGCCAGGCGAGACAAGGAGAAUUUGAAGGUGCAUAGAAGGCUAGCAGACACCCGGUGGCCAUGGCGGGUCUGGCGUGCACACAGGUGGGCUCCACUGGCUUCCUGCUCAGGAGGCCAGCCAGCCGCACUUUGCAGCCUUGCCCUCAGCGGCCGAGGCUGGGCCGGAGCCUGCAAAUCGUCAACAUUGCAUCACCGGCGAGGGAACCUAUCACUCUGCCGCCCGUCGUGCCGGAGACGGCGCUGAUAGACGAAACUGGAAAAGGCCUUGGAGCCCCUCCGCCAUUCACACUUUCAGACAUCAGGAACGCAAUCCCUGAGCACUGCUGGAAGAAGAACGCAUGGAAGUCCAUGGGAUACUUGGCUCGUGAUGUUGCCGUCGUGUUUGGAUUGGCUGCUGGCGCCUACUUCGCAAACAGCUGGCUGGUGUGGCCCCUGUACUGGAUGGCCCAGGGCACCAUGUUCUGGGCGCUCUUCGUGGUCGGCCACGACUGCGGGCACCAGAGCUUCAGCAGCAACAAGACACUGAACGACCUGGUGGGCAACAUCGUGCACAGCUCCAUUCUGGUGCCCUACCAUGGCUGGAGGAUUAGUCACCGCACCCACCACGCCAACCACGGCCACGUGGAGAACGACGAGUCGUGGCACCCUGUGACCAAGAAGCUCUACGACUCCAUGGACGCUGCGGGCAAGAUGGGGCGGCUUUCGUUCCCGCUGGCCAUGUUUGCCUACCCCUUCUACCUGUGGAAGCGUAGCCCUGGCAAGACCGGGUCACACUACGACCCUGCCUGCGACCUCUUUGUGCCCCAGGAAGCCUCUCUGGUGAGGACGUCCAACGCGUUCAUGCUGGGCAUGCUGGGAUUACUUGCGGCUUGCACUUUUGCGCUGGGCCCGCUGGCGAUGUUCAACCUCUACUUUGUGCCCUACUGGGUCAACGUGGUCUGGCUGGACGUGGUAACCUACCUGCACCAUCACGGCGCGCAUGACAAGGAGGAAAAAAUCCCCUGGUACCGCGGAGAGGAGUGGACUUACAUGCGCGGUGGGCUGUCGACCAUUGACAGGGACUACGGCAUCUUCAACAAGAUCCACCACGACAUUGGCACGCACGUUGUGCACCAUCUGUUCCCCCAGAUGCCCCACUACAACCUGGAAGAAGCCACCGAGGCGGUGAAGCCGGUUCUGGGCAAAUACUACCGCGAGCCGAUGAAGUCCCCCAGCCCAAUCCCCACCCACCUCAUCGAGCCCCUCGUGCGGAGCUUCAAGAACGACCACUACGUGGAGGACACCGGCGACGUUGUCUUCUACAAGCGCGACCCCAAGUGGUCCUGAGCUCGAAACCGGCUCCGCUACCUAUCAUGGCCCUAAGCCUGAUUUUGUGUUGGUGCCUCUUUUGGCUCCAAAGCUGACGUGGCGGUGGAGCCCUUUCUGGCGCCGAGCUUGUCUGCCCAGGCGCCUAUUCUGGUGCAGAGUAUUUGGUGGCUCAAGGAGAGCGCCUUAGCUGCCUCCCUGCAGACAUCUGCAUUGCAGGCCUAGAGAGGGGGCCAGUGUUGUUGUCUCUGUGACUUGCGAUGAGGAGCAGACAGCAGGUUCACUCUAAUGGUUUCUGCUUCUGAGCCUUCUUGGCGGCUCGGCACACCUUACUGGGGGAUGGCUUGUUUGGCCCCCGCAUUCAGAAGCCAACGGCGGCUGACUGGUGUUUCCGAAGGGCAGACUUGUGCAUCCAGCUGCCUCAGAACUGGAUCGCAAUGAAGGUGGAUGAUGAUCGGAUUGAGCUGGGGAUCACUGCAGAUAGUUUGAAAGCCCCAGGCCUCAGGACCUGAAUUUGCUUUUUCUGCAACGGUUGAUUUAUUGCUGCACUGGCGCUGCCGGCACCAGUGCAAUGAGCAGGGCCUUUGGUUUUGCAGCCUUUGGUUUCCAUCAUCCGGUUCCUCGAGUUCAACAAAUUGAAGUGUGACCCACGCGCAUGCGCAAAAACUGACUCCCAUCUUCUGGGCGCAUUUGUUGGGCUGCAUCUGCUGUGAGCGUGCAGCAUACGCAUGCAUGCUGCGGCGCUGCCAGCCGUGGUCAAAGCACUGACAUGCAAUUCUUUGUAACAUUUAACGGUGUGCCUCCGGGUUGCCAAAACAUGGGUACGGACAUCAUGUGACUUGCUUAUUGACAUGAGCUUAUUGGAGAGCGCACGCCCUGCAGAGGCUCAUGCUCUCAAGACAGGCAGAGUAUGCAUGCUGUUGUGGUAGUUGUGAUAUUUCCUGAUUGAUUAGCAGCUUUGAAGCAAAAGGUUGCGUGCUUGCGGGCAGCGUCUGCGGGCUGAUCAAUUGUUUUAUGGAGUGCCUGACAUGCAUACAUGUGCGGAGUGUCCACCCAAAUGAGGUUAAGAGCUGUUAUGUGCUAGCAAAGGGACUUGUGAAGUAUGGUAGGGAUGUUUGCUGUGGAGGCGCUCGUUUGGUUUCUGCAAAGGAUGCCUUUCCCGAAACAACACUGCUUGCUGUAGGCAUAGGUUCGGCAUUUCAUCGCGGCACUCAAGAUGGCUCAUGUAUAGUCUGGAUUUGUACCACAAGCAUGCCUGUGCUCUGCGCUAACAUGCUUGUAGGCUUUGCUUUCCUAGGAUGUUUGAGAGUGAGCGUGUAAAUUGAUUCCGCCAUGAUAACCCCUGGUAAAAGCUUUUUAGAC